This is a messenger RNA of Cladophialophora psammophila CBS 110553, 1236 nucleotides long. RefSeq lists its product as uncharacterized. The transcript is spliced from 3 exons. The record is from RefSeq and is a predicted model, not a curated record. Gene Ontology annotation, biological process: negative regulation of translation; mRNA catabolic process. Bases 1 to 1236 code for a protein of 411 amino acids. Gene Ontology annotation, cellular component: CCR4-NOT complex; P-body; CCR4-NOT core complex. NCBI's taxonomy places the organism in Eukaryota, Fungi, Ascomycota, Eurotiomycetes, Chaetothyriales, Herpotrichiellaceae.
AUGCUCCAGACACAGCAUCUUUACUCGCAUCAGCAACAGUACAACCAGCAUGACCAAUCCUCCUGGCAGCACAAUGGUCCGCAGCAGAGUCACCAGACUCUGAGCCACGGGCAGCAACAGGCGCAAGCCCAAGCCGCCGCUGUUGCUGCUGCUGCCGCCGCGGCUCAACAGCAACAUUACUCCCGACUCGCGAUCAAUCCGAACCAUAACUCUUCCCAUGCGCAGAACGCACCCCGGCAGGCUGCGGCCGACAACGCGCAGAAUCCCAUGGGCCCGUCUUUGACCUCGAUGAACGAACAGCCAUCGCCUGGCAUGGAUCAGCAACUGUCGGAAGAGAAUCGCAAGGUCUUACAAUGGGUGGCGGAAUUGAUGGAUCCGAACAGAAGAGAGGGAGCUUUGAUGGAACUCAGUAAAAAGAGGGAACAAGUGCCUGAGCUCGCGCUGGUUCUCUGGCACAGUUUUGGUGUCAUGACCAGUCUGCUCCAAGAGAUUAUCUCGGUCUAUCCAUUGCUGAAUCCAAGUCAGCUCACCGCCGCGGCCAGUAACCGUGUGUGCAACGCCUUGGCCUUGCUCCAAUGUGUGGCGAGCCACAAUGAAACCAGAGGGCUGUUUCUCAAUGCUCACAUUCCACUAUUCCUCUAUCCUUUCUUGAACACCACCUCCAAGUCAAGACCUUUCGAAUACCUGCGGCUCACUUCACUUGGUGUCAUCGGCGCUCUGGUCAAGAAUGAACCCUCAUCUGGUGUGUCCAUGAACCCGACAGGUACCCCCGGAGCACAUGGGAACUCCAACAACUCUUCCCCAACAAUCACGUUCCUGUUGACGACAGAGAUCAUUCCACUUUGCCUGCGUAUCAUGGAGACGGGCAGCGAAUUGUCCAAAACUGUCGCCAUCUUCAUUGUCCAGAAGAUCCUGCUUGAUGACACAGGUCUGGGAUAUAUCUGUGCCACCUACGAGCGAUUCUACGCAGUCGGCACCGUCCUGAGCAACAUGGUCAUCGGCUUGGUCGAAACUCAGACCGUCCGGCUUUUGAAACACGUGGUGAGAUGCUUUUUGAGGCUAAGUGACAACAAUCGAGCCCGCCAAGCACUGCGGCAGUGCCUACCAGAGCCGCUUCGGGAUGCAACCUUUUCCAAUGUCCUCCGGGAUGAUGCUGCCACCAAGCGAUGUCUGGCCCAACUCCUCAUCAACUUGAGCGACACAGUUACCGACACGCAAAAUGAGCAAUUUGAAUAA